AUGUCUUCUCGUCCGGGAGCCCUCCAGGAGCAGUACAACAAGCAGAUCCCCGACCCCGCGGACCAGUCAGGCUACCGCGCGACGGUAGAGACGCAGCGUCAGGACUUCGUCGGCGCAGACCCUGCCAUUGAGCGUCAAGAGGGCACGAAGCUCUACCCUCGUCCCGAAGACGUUCAGACCUGGGAGACGGAGAAGCAGCCGGACCCUGCACCGGGCCAGGGCAAGGUAAGGGUACUCAGGAUGUUUGCUGGCGAAGUGAAGGCUGACUUGUGCGACGCAGAGCUCCGGUGGCAAGUCGCAAGGACGGCACCAUAAUUCAGAACGUCCGGGGAGGUUGGAGGAUUAAG
Messenger RNA from Schizophyllum commune H4-8, 347 nucleotides. RefSeq lists its product as uncharacterized. NCBI's taxonomy places the organism in Eukaryota, Fungi, Basidiomycota, Agaricomycetes, Agaricales, Schizophyllaceae. The transcript has 2 exons. The coding region runs from base 1 to 315 and encodes 104 amino acids. The record is from RefSeq and is a predicted model, not a curated record.